Heteronotia binoei (common prickly gecko) is the source of this 1635-nucleotide messenger RNA. RefSeq names its product sosondowah ankyrin repeat domain family member A (gene SOWAHA). The transcript has a single exon. Gene Ontology annotation, molecular function: protein binding. The coding region runs from base 31 to 1482 and encodes 483 amino acids. NCBI's taxonomy places the organism in Eukaryota, Metazoa, Chordata, Lepidosauria, Squamata, Gekkonidae. The record is from RefSeq and is a predicted model, not a curated record.
UCGGCGCUGCCUCACCUGGCUGAGGCGGGCAUGGCCGCGCCCGCCCUGAGCCAGGCAGACGUGCUGCGCUUCUUGCAGGAGCAUGGCGGGAAGGUGCGCAACUCCGAGCUGGUGAGCCGCUUCAAGCCGCUGCUGGAGCCGCCCGGCGGGGAUGCCGAGGAGCGAGCCGCCCUCCGCGACACUUUCAAGGACUUCCUCAACAGCGUGGCCGUGGUGAAGGAGCAGGACGGGGCCAAGUUCGUGGUGCUCCGGAAGAAGCUCUCGCGCGCCUGGGACGCCGCCGAGGAGCCCCGCGCCAUGCCUGCCGCCUCCGAGCGCCGGGGACAGGAAAGCGCCACCCUUUGGGCGCCGGGCUGCUCGGCCGCUGCAGGGGCCCCUCACGAGGCGCCCGAGGAAGACCAGGGCAUGGCCGUCUCCGAGCUGAAGAGCCUCUUUCAGAAGGGGGACCUGGAAGGGCCCAAACUCCCCAGCGGCACUGACUUGUGGGCCCCCAAAGCGCCCCCACAGAAACCCUGCAUGUUGCCAGUGCGCUGUGUGCUGCCUCCCAGGACUGCCCAAGGGACUGACGAACCACCCACAGAGCCAAGAGAGCCUGAAGCCAAAGCCUGGCUUCAGGUGGGACCUUCUGCCAGCAGCAUCCCAUCUAGGUCACCUUACUCGAAGAGGCGGCAGCUGGAUGAAUCGGGCUCCACCUCCCCUUAUCUGAGAAGGGUCCAGAAGUCGCAGAAGGUGGGCGAGGAGGCUGCCUGUGAGGCUACUGUCCCAUUGGAUGCUGCGGAACAUGAGUGGUUGGUGAAAGCGACGGAUGGCCAGUGGUCCCAGCGGCUUCAUGGCCUCUUACUGAGUGACAAGAAUCUGGCGGGCAAAAGGGAUUUUAUGUCCGGCUUCACUGUUCUGCACUGGGCUGCUAAAAGUGGAAACUGUGACACGGUGAAUAAAGUCAUAGAGGUGGCAGAGAAAGGGGAUGUUCAUGUCAAUGUGAAUACCAAAUCCUAUGGAGGAUAUACCCCACUCCACAUUGCUGCAAUACAUGGACAAGAGGAAAUCAUUGCCCUGUUGGUCAAAGAUUACAACGCCAAGGUGAACUUGAGAGACUACAGCGGGAAGAAACCAUAUCAGUACCUAAAAGAAGGCUCUUCUUUUGCAGCUAGGCAUCUCUUGCGUGAUCCUGAUCUACAUACAAUCACUGGCCACAAUGCCUCUAUCAAGAAGAAUGCAAAGGUGGCUGCUUCAAUUUUGAGUUCCACCAGCACCUUCCUUGGUGUUUUGUCUGAUGACACUGCUUUCUAUGAGCUGACCAAAGGCUUAAAAAAACCUGCUUCACUUAAUAAGUUUCUUAACGCAGCUACAGCCCCAAGGAGGAAGCUGAAGUCCAGAGGGACUUUCUCAUCAUAUUCUUCCUUAUCUGAAUCAUUGGAGGAAGACCAGGAGGAAGCCACAACGAAACGUAGACCUGUUUCAGAGUUGUUUUUUGGUCACUAGUGUCUGCCUCACAGGAAUCAAGGAAUGUGAAUGUCAGAGUGGGCGGCACACAUUGGUUAUUCUUCCACAGAAGCACUUUGUUUUUGUAUUUCAGUUGUGUUCCUCUUUAACAGGUCCAAUCAAAAGACUGGAAAUAAGAUUAUCUGUAGGAUU